Zootoca vivipara (common lizard) is the source of this 3161-nucleotide messenger RNA. RefSeq lists its product as uncharacterized. NCBI's taxonomy places the organism in Eukaryota, Metazoa, Chordata, Lepidosauria, Squamata, Lacertidae. The record is from RefSeq and is a predicted model, not a curated record.
AUGUCUAGUCAUGCUAUAUUUGCAUUUUAGGUGAUAUGUCCAACAAGAACUCAGCAGGGUCUGACACAGAAAGUGAACAUAAUUUUUAUUCUGACUGUUUGGAGGAAAGUCUUACACAAACCAACAAAGACUCACUUGACUGCAAAAACUGCCCCUUUCUACAUCAUUUAGAGAACACUACACAGUUUCAAGUGGAAUUAUCUCCAGAAUCUAUAUUGCAAUUAAACUUUAAGGACUGUCAGACAAAUGGUCAGCCGUCAAAAGCUUAUUCACCCAAAUUAUUUCCAGAUCUUGACAGGUCUUGUAGAGACAAUUUGUGCUUAACUUGUAGAAUCCCUUAUGUGACUGUUACUAAGAAUUCAGAAAAAGAACAAACCUUUUAUACAAUUAAGGAAGCUUAUGCAUUUGAUAAGCUACAUAAAAAUCAUCCAUCAACUGAUUAUUAUCCCACUUCAAAGCAGAACAAAGCUGUGCAAGUUUCAUUUCCUUGCAAAGAAACGGAAGCUGGGGGAAAUGCUGUCUGUGAAUUUUUCAAACAAUCAGGAAUACAUUCUGAAGUAGAAGAGACACCAAACAGGAAAGCUAUAAUAUUUCACAGUAUUGAAAGUAUUUUCAGUAAAAAGACAAAUUCUAAUGAACUGGUGAAAGACAAUUCUGAUUACUCUUCUGAAAUUCCUUAUAAAACUCACAGUCCCCAGACACCUGAGCAAAUCUAUUUGCACCCUAGUUCUGGAGGGCUUGUUAUUUCUUUGGUAUUAGAAGCAGCAUAUAGAAAUCCAUCUGGUUCAUCACAAGGAGUUGGUAAUUCUUCAAAUGUUAGGGUGGGAAAAGAAGAUUCACAGAGGCAUGCUUUAGCUUUUAAAUUUAAAGGCCCGGAGUGUAACCAGUUGUUUAAGAAGUUGCGUAUUUCUAUUGUUCCAAGUUCUGUACACUCAGAUACAGAGAAGGAAAAACAUAAUACACCUUUUAUAAAGCUGGUAGGGCUUUCACAAAUUUUGGUUGAUGAGUCCAGACCAUCUCUUGCCUCACAUGCUGAAUCAUCUGAAGCUAGUCAGCCUCUGGCAACUCAUACAGAGCCAUCUGAAUCCCGAAGCUUCAACAGUGAUUCUGAUCAAGUGCUAUCGGAAGCUAGUCAGCCUCUGGCAACUCAUACAGAGCCAUCUGAAUCCCGAAGCUUCAACAGUGAUUCUGAUCAAGUGCUAUCUUCACUGGAACUUUUGUCUUCCAGUGGGUUCUUUCCAUCACUGAAACAUUCACACACAACUCAGUCUUCUCACUACUUUGUCCAAUCAUUGCCAUGUUACAAGGUUACCCCUGUUCAUAGGACUUCUGAAGUUCAGAAAGUUCAACUGAAGGCAUCCAGGCCUGUGAAAUCUGUUGUAUUUACCAAAAGCACAAAAGUACAGAAGGACAGAAAAUUGCGAACCAAACCUCAUGCUUCCAAAUUUCAGUGGUCCAAGGCUUUGGAUACUGAACCUAUGAACCAAAACCCUCAAGCAGCCGAAAUAAACAAACCAUUUUUUGUACCCUUAACACAGACUACUGAAUGUUCCUGCAGCCCAUUGCUUGAUUUAGCUGUUGAUUUGCAUUCUGAAGGAAAGUAUUCUGAAACACUCCGAAGUGUUCACAGAAAAUAUUGCAAACGAACUGGAGGUGGCAAAGUAACUCCUAGAAUUUCCUCCUGUUGCCUGCAAAAUCUAAAUCCUAGAAGCCAUUUUGAGAAUCUCCAAUAUAUUUCUCCAGUAAGAAAGAACAGCAAUUCAAAGAUGCGAAACAUACUGAACUAUUGUUUAGGUUGGACUGGAGGACAGAAGCCAUGUGAAAACUGUAAAGGGGGGGUUUCUCCCACUCUGGAUAGUUCAAAUAUAAUGAGGAAUGAGAUACGCACUCCACACACCCCAACUGAUGGAAAUUCCAUUGCCUCACUUCUUCCAGGUUCAAGGAACAGUCCAGUUCCACUUCCUACUGCACUAUCUCUUUCAAAUGAGUGGAGGCAUUCAUCUGCUCCCUGUAUGCAAACUGAAAGAGGCACUUGGAGUCCUGCACUAUCCUAUUCUGAUGCUAAAUGUAGCAAUUCUCAUUCUCCUUGUGCAAAUAUUAAAGUAGUGCAGCUACCCAACGAAAUGAAUAUGCUUAAAAAUAUAGGUAUGGAAAAAAUGGAUUUUGGAGCUGUCCAGAUGGCUGGUGGAGGCUUAGCCCCCAGGAAGCACUCAAUCUGCCCAUGUGGAACUAUGUCUCAAUGUGGCUUGUUCCCCAAUGAUAUUUCAGAGUUGGUUAAGGAAAAAGCUAGAGGAAGCCCCAAUAUUAACCAGAGAGCCAAUAUGACUGAAUUCAGCAGGGUGAAUUCCCAUGCAAGAACCUUCAACACACAGGAAGACUGCUGUGCUAGCUGUCGUCAUUUCUCUCCAAUGUGUUGUUUUCAUGAUCCACAAGAAGUGGCAAGAAAUCAUUUUAUUAAAGUACAGUCCUACUUUGAGAAUGGAUGUCCUAGGAAGAACUUGAGAGAAAAUGUUGUAGAGAGAAACAAGGCACAGAAAAGAGGUGAAAGAAAAAAUGUCAGCUUCCAUAUAGGACCGAGUUAUUCACAAGUGACAGGUACACAAAAUGCAUCACUUUCUAAUUAUGGCUAUCAGGCACCUGUUUAUCACUCUGAAUGCUCAGGCUGUACAUGCUGCCAGAACACUGUUAAAGAACAUCUUGACUUAAAUCACCAAGUGCUAAAGAACUGCUUAAACAGAGAGAGUGUUUUUCUAGUGGACCCUGGAAAGGGGACUAGAAGCCGGUGCAAAUGUUCCCAAGAAAUCCCUCUUUUCUGUGCUGACCAAACUGAUACGUAUAAGGGAAACAGGUGUGAUUUCCACGAGAACAGAAUAUAACCUUACUCAGGGAUCUUCACAUAUUAACCAAGGAUGGAAAAGGCUUGAUGGAAACCACAAACGCUGUAAAAAAAGAAGUUGGUACAGUUGUUUUCAAUGACAAGUCAGUGGUUUGAAAAAUGAAAUGUUGAUGUAUGUUGGUAUGUGCUUUGUAGUGAAUAUCAAUAAAUGAAGACCCACAAAGGACAGUCACAAUGAGUUGUCGCCAAAUAGUGACACAUGCAGCUCAUGCUGAUACUGCAUCACAGCUUCCCCACCAAGCAAAGAAGGAUAAACUGUUUGGUA